Molecule: messenger RNA, 1644 nt
Organism: Electrophorus electricus (electric eel)
Lineage: Eukaryota; Metazoa; Chordata; Actinopteri; Gymnotiformes; Gymnotidae
Source: RefSeq, a predicted model, not a curated record
GGUAAGGAGGCGGACCCAUGUGUGGAGAAGAGCGAGAUUUAUUAAUGGGAAAUCCAGAUUCAGUCGUUAUGACGGUCCAGGGUUAUUUAGCCAACACGUAGAGUUCUAGGAUACAUGAUGAACUAAACCAAAGCACACGAAGGCAAACAGGGGAAGCAAGCUAUAACAGACUAUGAAAUAACACACGGAGGACCUUGGCGAGCACCUAUUGCUGUUUUCCCUUAGCUCCUGGCCUGAAACCAGUUGAUGGGAUCAGGAUGCAAAUUAUACAGCGACAAAGGCAGAGACGGACAGGGUCAUGGUAUAUUUGCCAGUGGAAGCCCCUUCAAGAAGGUGACACUCGCGGAUGGCUGUACCUUCCACCCAGGCCAAGGCAACAAUGCCUGCGUGAUCCUAGGGGUGGCACUCGGGAUCAUCACCUGUGGGGUGCGCCACAUAUCCGAUAACAUUUUCCUCACAGCACAGGCAGUAGCUGACAUGGUCACAGAGGAGCACCUAGCUGAGGGAAGACUGUAUCCUCCUCUUGGCUCAAUCAGAGAAGUGUCCUUUAAAAUUGCCAUGAAGAUCGUGGACUACGCCUACGAACACGGCAUUGCUGCUUGGUAUCCAGAGCCCAAGGAUAAAGAAGCCUUUGUGUUGUCUCAUGUCUACAAUUCAGACUAUGACUCCUUCACACUGGACUCUUAUACAUGGCCCAAGGAAGCCAUGAAGGUCCAGGAUGUACAGCUGCUCUUACACCCCCCACCCCCACCCCUGGUCUCCUCCUCCCUGAGAGAGAUCCACAAAACGCCACCUUGUCUUGCCCAUCUGCUCCUCAUCUGACAUGCUAGUCAUUUCAGUCUUUUUGCCUUUGCAUUCAGUGUUCAACCAAAUCCCCAUGGCUAGAUUUUUGGUAAGUUAAAAGUAGACGUGCCUGCUCUUAAGACAUUGCCUCUGCCCACAGAUGCCAAAGACUGCAGUUCAUCUGAUUGGCCACAUGGCUGUGCUGCAGACACAGGUGUUGAAGGUUCACUGGAAUGAUGGCUGUCGCUACAGGUUAAAAAAACUACCGCAGUCCACUGAUGUCUAGCCAACUGCUAAAUUAUUCAAGUGUAGCUUUUAUGAAUAGAUUGUAUGUCACUCCAGGAUUUGCUUUACACUUAUGAGUGCGCUCCAAGCCAAAAUAUCUGGUUUUAAACUCUCUUUUGAUUCCAGUCCGUGUUUUGUCUAGUACUGAUGCAUGCGGCAAUCGUGCAGCUAUCAAUUUAGUGAGAGGUUCUUUUUAUACCAUAGCUGUCAGUAGGAUCUGAAGAACUGACUGCAACAUAUUGGAUGUUUCUCUAGUUUUAUUUAUAAGAUGGCAUCAUUCUUGAAUAAGCAGGUUGCCUCUGUUUUAUUUAUUUAUUUAUUUAUUUAUUUUUAUUUAUUUUUUGCUGUUUUUAAGACUCCUGUGUUGUCUCGUACGGAUUUUGCCAAAGGACAUUGUGUCAAACGCAUCAAAAGCAGACAAUACUGUGCUAACUACAAAGCAUGACUACCUGUCUGGGCCACCCUCUUUUUCAGUGGUAGCUAGCAAAUUGUUCAGUGCUUAGUGUCUGAAGAAUUGUUGCUAUCGUCAUUCAUAAAUUGAUUGAGCACUGUAAACAAAGUCUAUUUUCACAUGUU